Messenger RNA from Homalodisca vitripennis (glassy-winged sharpshooter), 749 nucleotides. Its product is annotated as pancreatic lipase-related protein 2-like. The record is from RefSeq and is a predicted model, not a curated record. NCBI's taxonomy places the organism in Eukaryota, Metazoa, Arthropoda, Insecta, Hemiptera, Cicadellidae. Gene Ontology annotation, biological process: lipid metabolic process. Gene Ontology annotation, molecular function: triacylglycerol lipase activity. Bases 93 to 749 code for a protein of 218 amino acids. The transcript has 5 exons.
GUACCUUCCUUUCCUUGUCAAAUCACUCACAACUAUCCUUAAUUUCUUUGCAGUGUUUAGAACCAAAGUAUGGUAAUGUAUAACAAUGAGAGAUGUCACGAGGGCCAGCCAUAGUCUUGGCGAUGACUGUUGGCCUCUGUCACUGCGUUGUACUGGACCUUGGCCGUAACAACCGAUUGGAGGUCAACCUACCCUGGCUACCGUUCGAAGGAGAGACGAGGUGCUACGACGAACUGGGCUGUCUCAACAUCACACGGGACUGGUACCAUCUGAUCUACCGACCGUUCAAUGUGUUCCCUCUUCCAAGGGAGGUCAUCGACACUAGGUUCGUCCUGUACACCCGCAAAAAUCCUGUUGAGGGACAGACGCUGAAAGCAGGUGUGGAUAGGACUAUCCAAAAGUCCAACUUUGAUGCCAAGAAGCAGACAAAACUCAUCGUACAUGGUUUCAUUGAUACUCCACUCAGCAACUGGGUUAAGGAAAUGAGACGGGAGCUGCUGAAGCACUCGGACUGGAAUGUAGUGGUGGUGGACUGGGCGGGGGGCUCGCUGCCUCUCUACACUCAGGCCACCGCCAACACACGACUGGUGGGCCUCGAAAUUGCCUACUUCAUCAACUACCUCAGCGUAAGUAUGAAUACAAAGAUAUUACUAUACUCUGUCCUGAGGAAUGUGACCCCUUGUCUACUAAACGCUCUCGCACGCGCACACAAGUCGGACUGCCCUGUCAAUCACCAAACUGUACAGUGA